Morus notabilis is the source of this 998-nucleotide messenger RNA. RefSeq names its product BAHD acyltransferase At5g47980-like. The transcript has a single exon. The annotation marks the transcript as partial. The record is from RefSeq and is a predicted model, not a curated record. Lineage: Eukaryota; Viridiplantae; Streptophyta; Magnoliopsida; Rosales; Moraceae.
AUGGCAGAGAAUACCAUGAAGGUUGAUAUCAUUGGAAGAGAAAUCAUAAAACCAUCUUCUCCAACUCCUUCUCACCUUAAAACCUUUAAGCUCUCUUUUCUCGAUCAAAUUGUCCCUGCAGUUUACACCUCUUUGGUUCUUUUCUACCCUAAUAUUAAUGUCCUCACGCCCGACCAAACAUCCAACCACCUUAAGAAAUCUCUGUCUGAAGCCUUAACUCUUUUCUACCCGCUUGCCGGGAGAGUCAAGGACAACACCGUCAUCGAAUGCCACGACGACGGAGCUCAGUAUGUCGAAGCGAAAUUCAAUUGCCUCCUCUCCAUCUUUCUAGAUCAGCAACACAAAGACGAGGCACUCAUAAGGCGCUUCCUUCCUGCCGCGAUGGAAUCGCCAGAAGCAGGCACAUGGCCAUUAUUAAUUGUUCAAGCCACUUUCUUCGACUGCGGAGGAGUGGCAGUAGGCGUGUGUGUGUCGCAUAAGUUGGCCGACGCAGCCACGCUGAGCGUAUUCUUGAAGACGUGGGCUAACACUGCAGUUCCGGAUUUUGAAGCGGCUUCCUACUACCUUCCCAGAGAUACCUUCUCGUUCGCGCCUCCUGCUGCGCUGGAGCUGAAAAGGGUGGAAGGCGUUUCGAAGAGAUGCGUGUUUGAUAAAUCAACGAUCGCGGCUCUAAAGGCCAAGUUAGUGAGUGACAGCGUCAAACAACCUACUAAGGUUGAAGUAGUGACAGCCCUCCUUUGGAGAUGCCUCAUGGCAGCUUCAUCAUCCGCCCAGGUGACGCCAAGGUAUUCUCUCGUGACACAAAGUGUGGACAUGCGCAAAAGAGUUGAGCCGCCAUUUUCGCAGAACUCCGCGGGAAACCUCGUGAGUUACUUUGCAUUGCAGGUAGAGAAUAACAUUUACGAGGGUAGUACUGAGCCAUUGGAGUGUCAGCUGCAGGGUUUGGUGGCUAAACUGAGGCAAGGAAUUAAAGACUUCACCGAAAGGAAAGCGAAGAG